AACAGUAACUCUGUAUCAAAGGAAAGUGGGCGUUGACAACGCAAAGACACAAGAACACAAGCCAAGCAAAGCCAGAAGGCGAAUUCAGAAGAAGGGCUGAUUCGGCCGAAGGUGUGAGUAUCUUCUUCUCUGUGACUGCACCAGGGUUUGCCAAUUUAGGGCUUUCCUCGUCGGGGCUAUUCAAUUUUCCAUCUUUGCAGUCGCAGAGACUCUGAAAACAAAAAACAAAAAACAAAAAAGAGGGCAAAAAGAUCGAAUUUUGAAUGAGAGCGAGUGCCAUAUAUUCUCGUGGGUAUUAGGGUUUUGCAAUUCAAUUUAGCAGAGAAAAGAGGAGAUUGUUGGAAAUGGCUUACAGGAGGAGGCAGCAGGUGCCAUCAUCUUCGUCAUCAACAUCAAGCCCAAGCUUUCGAUUUGAAGAAGAAGAAGACGAAAAAUCUCGGUACCCACUUCCUCCGCCGCAGUCCGAUGAUUCGCUUGCGGCCAAAGCUAUUCGAGCCUCUUCGGCACACCGCGACUCUUCUCUCUCCUCUGCUUAUGCCGCUCGCGGUGCUCAGCCUGCUGUCAACUCCUCGUCACCUUCCCGAUUUUCCAACCCUCCCACCACCACAACCCCUGCGUCGUCUUCUCCCUCACAGCCACAUGAGUAUACAUCAAUAAAAAACUUGAGUGAAUCCAAACAUGGGUUUUGGGGUGUACUUGCUAGAAAAGCCAAAGCCAUUCUCGACGACGACGAGGAUAAUGCAGCUGAAAAUUAUGAUUCUCCUGGAAGAACAAGGGUGGACAUGCCUUCUACACCAACAAGGGGUAAGCAGUAUCGUGAUCCAAACCAACAUGUUGAGAGCCGUGGAAGGACAGACAACCCGACGUUACAGAAGGGGUUGGGUGCAUUCACAUCAUCCCUUAGUUAUAUUAGUGGAACCAUUGGGACUGCCUUGGAGGAAGGUCGUACGAUUGUUGAGAACCGGACUGCAGACAUCAUUCAAGAAACUCGUAAGCAUAUCAAGAAAAAGGCCAGUGGUUCUGCACAGAAUCAGGCGCAAAAACCUCAGACGCAAGCUGACCUCGAACUUCAAUUGAAGGCAUCUCGCGACGUAGCAAUGGCAAUGGCUGCCAAAGCAAAACUUCUUCUUCGGGAGUUGAAGACUGUCAAAGCAGAUUUUGCUUUUGCAAAGGAGCGAUGUGCUCAGCUGGAGGAAGAAAACAAAAUCCUUCGAGAGAAUCGUGAAAGGGGAGACAGCCCUGAAGAUGAUGAUUUGAUACGGCUGCAAUUGGAAACACUUUUGGCAGAGAAAGCAAGAUUGGCACAUGAAAAUUCAGUUUAUGCACGUGAAAAUCGCUUCCUAAGGGAGGUUGUCGAAUAUCACCAGCUUACCAUGCAGGAUGUUGUUUACUUGGACGAGGGAACUGAAGAAGUCACUGAAGUUUAUCCCAUUAAGGUCAUACCUUCUUAUUCUUCACCAGCAUCAGAAGUCCGGGGAGUUUCCCAAAAUUCUUCCCAAUGAAGCUCUUCUAUCCCCCUUUUGAUGGCAACUGGAGAUGUUUCUCUUUGAUUGGCAAGGGCAUAUAAUCUAUACUUUCAACAAAGGCUUGAAGUUGUAGCAAUAUUAUUUGUUGUUUGUAAUAUACUUUUUGCCAUUUAUUAUCAGUCCGUCCAAUUUGCUUGGCUGAUAUGUGUAGUUCAUGUCCCAUGAGCUUUAAAAAGCUUCUUAACAUACAAUGAUAAUUUAUUUAGUGCUUGGGAUUCACACA
Prunus mume (Japanese apricot) is the source of this 1749-nucleotide messenger RNA. RefSeq names its product zinc finger CCCH domain protein. NCBI's taxonomy places the organism in Eukaryota, Viridiplantae, Streptophyta, Magnoliopsida, Rosales, Rosaceae. The record is from RefSeq and is a predicted model, not a curated record.